This is a messenger RNA of Lathyrus oleraceus (garden pea), 892 nucleotides long. RefSeq names its product probable glutathione S-transferase. Gene Ontology annotation, cellular component: cytoplasm. The coding region runs from base 80 to 757 and encodes 225 amino acids. Gene Ontology annotation, biological process: glutathione metabolic process. Gene Ontology annotation, molecular function: glutathione transferase activity. NCBI's taxonomy places the organism in Eukaryota, Viridiplantae, Streptophyta, Magnoliopsida, Fabales, Fabaceae. The record is from RefSeq and is a predicted model, not a curated record. The transcript has 2 exons.
AUAAACUAACAUGCACAAGAAAAUUAUAGUUACACAUAAAAGAAAAAAAAAUUGAAAAACAUAGAAAUGAAACAGAAAAAUGAAGGGAACCGAAGAUGUGAAGCUUCUUAACUUUUUGUUGAGUCCAGUUGGUCGAAGAGUUGAAUGGGCUCUAAAACUCAAAGGUGUUGAGUAUGAAUAUAUAGAAGAAGAUAUCUUCAACAAAAGCAAUCUCCUCUUGGAAUUGAACCCGGUUCAUAAAAAAGUUCCGGUUCUUGUUCAUGGCCAGAAAUCAAUUGCAGAGUCAUUGAUUAUUCUUGAUUACAUUGAUGAAACAUGGAAGCAAUAUCCAUUGCUGCCUCUCCAUCCAUAUCAAAGAUCAAGUGCUCGCUUUUGGGCUAAGUUAUCUGAUGAGAAGCUUGCGUUGGGUUCAUGGAGAGCAAUGGUGAGGGAAGGUGAAGAAGGGGAAAAGUAUCUAAAGGAAGCAAGAGAAGUAAUGGAGAAGUUAGAAGAGGAGAUAAAUGGAAAGAAAUUCUUUGGAGGCAACAACAUUGGGUACCUUGAUCUUGCUCUUGGAUGGAUCACUUGUUGGCUUCCAAUUUGGGAGGAAAUUGGGUCAAUGCAGGUACUUGAUCCAUUAAAAUGUCCAUCCAUCUCUUCUUGGAAGAUCAAUUUUCUGAAUCAUCCUGUCAUUAAAGAUAACUUGCCACCAAAGGAUAAAAUGAUUGCUUAUUGUCACCGUCGCAUAGAGGAGUUUUCUUCAACUCAUCAUGGUUAAUUGGUUGUUGAUUAUGCAUGCAUGUUUGAGUUUCAUUUGAUAUUUUGAGUAACUUAUAUGUCGUACUUGGGUUGUAAAUUAUGUAUGUAGUGCUAAAUAAAUUAGUAUGGAGGUCAUCCUAUAAGGAUUUUGCAA